Gaeumannomyces tritici R3-111a-1 is the source of this 258-nucleotide messenger RNA. RefSeq names its product NADH2 dehydrogenase subunit 14K. The record is from RefSeq and is a predicted model, not a curated record. The transcript is spliced from 2 exons. The coding region runs from base 1 to 258 and encodes 85 amino acids. NCBI's taxonomy places the organism in Eukaryota, Fungi, Ascomycota, Sordariomycetes, Magnaporthales, Magnaporthaceae.
AUGGUCCACAGGAUUGUCUUCUGGUCCGGCUUCGGCGUGGCCGUGCGGGGAUGGCAGCUCGGGCUCGAGAUGAGGCCGCUCUUCAACAGGCAGUCGCUCUGGGCCUGGCCCGUCUUCGCCGGCGUCGGGGGCAGCUUCGGCUACUGGCUCCAGACGGUCGACGACAGGCAGACGGCGGUGCUGACGGAGAGGAAAGAGGCCCUUCUGGAGAAGCGCGCGAGGAGAGCGGCGCGCCUGCAGGAGCAGCAGCAGGCUUAG